Molecule: messenger RNA, 930 nt
Organism: Magnolia sinica
Lineage: Eukaryota; Viridiplantae; Streptophyta; Magnoliopsida; Magnoliales; Magnoliaceae
Product: receptor-like protein 35
Exons: 2
Coding region: 1-930 (309 amino acids)
Molecular function (GO): protein binding
Source: RefSeq, a predicted model, not a curated record
AUGUUGGAGUUAUUAAACCUCGGAAACAAUCAAAUACAUGACACCUUCCCUUUAUGGUUGGGAGCUUUGUCCCAGUUGCGUGUUCUUGUCUUGAGAUCCAACCAAUUUCAUGGCACCAUUGGGCAUCCUCUAACAAAUCACCAUUUCCUUCUGUUACAAAUUUUCGACCUCUCUUUCAAUAGCUUUGAGGGUAAUUUGCCAUCAAAUAUGUUCAAGAGCUGGAAGGCAAUGAUGGAAGAGGACAAAUCCCAAUCUUUGGUCCUUGGCAAAAUGAUAAACAGAAGUUCCAUAUACUAUCAAAACAAAGUGUCCGUAGUCAGCAAAGGGCUAAUGAUGGAAGUGGUAAAGAUCCUUACUGCCUUCACUGUAGUGGAUCUCUCGGAGAACAAAUUUCAUGGGGAUAUCCCGGAAUCAAUUGGGGAUCUAAAGUCACUCCUUGUGCUCACUAUGUCCAACAAUGAUUUAACCGGCGGAAUUCCAACAUCACUUCAGAAUCUAAGGGAUUUAGAGUCAUUAGAUCUCUCGCAAAAUAAAUUGUCUGGAGAGAUCCCUUGGCAGCUAACAGAUCUAACAUUCCUUGCAGUGUUGAAUCUCUCACAAAAUUUCCUCGUGGGAAAAAUACCACAAAGCCGGCAAUUUCUUACAUUUAACAGCGAAUCAUUCAAAGAGAACUCAGGAUUGUGUGGACCUCCACUAUCAAAGAAAUGCGAAGAUGCAGAGAGUGCACCACCGUCCCCUCUGUCAACAUUACAAUCUGAAAGGAAAUAUGAUUGGGAAUUAAUGUGGAUAGGAUUUGGAGUUGGACACGGAGUACGAAAACGUCUGUCUUCCUUCAGCAACUCAGAUCGACAGACCAUGGUUGGGACAAUGGCAACAAAGCCAAAUCCAACAUUUGAGUUUUCAAAGAGAAGGCCAGUCUCCAAGCUCUAG